This is a messenger RNA of Caenorhabditis remanei, 360 nucleotides long. RefSeq lists its product as uncharacterized. Gene Ontology annotation, molecular function: chromatin DNA binding; histone acetyltransferase activity; transcription coactivator activity. Bases 1 to 360 code for a protein of 119 amino acids. The transcript has a single exon. Gene Ontology annotation, biological process: positive regulation of transcription by RNA polymerase II. NCBI's taxonomy places the organism in Eukaryota, Metazoa, Nematoda, Chromadorea, Rhabditida, Rhabditidae. The record is from RefSeq and is a predicted model, not a curated record. Gene Ontology annotation, cellular component: transcription regulator complex; histone acetyltransferase complex.
AUGUUCACACAAGAGUACGAACGACAUGGAAAAGAUCCCGAACAGAAUGUAGCAAUUUUGGAGUUUCUGGGAUCAGUCCCAUUUGUGGAACCGAAAUCGAGAAAAGGAGAGGUACACCGGACAAUCAUUACGUCGUACUACUGGUAUUUAAGUACGAUUGACUUCACCAGAGGGCAUAUUUUCGCCAAUUCUCCCGUUCAGGAAGACGAUUAUGGAUUGCCGAUUCAUCCAUCCGGCCAACUCUACCUAAGCCAAGGGAAACUUGUGCGAUUUUACAGUGGUGCUUUGGCCCUCGGUGUUGAAAAUGGAUUAAUAGGAGAUUUCAAGUUGUUCGAGCAGAUGUUCCAAUACAAGAUGUGA